UUUUGCAGAUCAAGUACAGUAGCCAACGGUAUGCUGAGUCAAAACAAACUACAAAUUUUAGGUAAAAUCGCCACAUACACUAGGAUACAACGAUGCAUAAGUUUAUACAGGAUUUUGAAUCGAUCUCACUAUGAUGCUCUUGGUAUAACUCCCAAUGCAACACAAAAUGAUAUAAAACAAGCAUAUUACAGUCUGUCAAAGCAGUAUCACCCAGAUCGAAAUGAAGGCAGUGAGGUAGCGGCGAAUAAGUUCCGUGCAAUUACAGAAGCUUACGAAGUUCUGGGCAAUUACCGGUUGAGGAGAUUGUACGACAAAGGUAUAUUGCAUACAGCUGGUAAACAAUAUGCCCAAUCGGAUCCAUCAAUUACCAAAGAGCCUGAAGAGGACGAUGCUCAAACUAGAUUCUAUAAAAAACGCAUGCAAAGAACUCACGUCCCAUCGGCUUCAGGUCGUACCCCAAUUUAUAACUUUGAUGAAUGGGCUCGCCAUCAUUAUGCGAAAAAUUUUGAACGAAAAAAAGCCGCUGAAGAAAAAUUUAAAGCAAGAUCGGAACGAGACGCUAUCGUCGAUGCACACGUUGUGCACGGAUAUGUUGUUUGGGGUGUCGUUGGGCUAAUUGCUGUAUAUGUGAUAAUCUUCUUGCAGGAACGAUCCCACGAUAUUCCGAGAACUACUGCAAAGCAAGAAAAAAAUGUUUCUGAAAACUAGAGAAAGCAAACUAACUGCAAAAUGAGACGGUUCAGUUUCGUGGAACGUUGCCGUAAUAAGUACUAUUGUUACAUACUGAGAAAAACUAUAACAAAGUUGUAAAUAGUUAGCGCUUAAAUCAAGAUGUGAAUAUCCUAGGAAAUUGUAGAUUAAAUAAUAAAAUACCCUUCGAAGUUUCACAAGUACCAUUUUGUAGGUAUUCAAACUAA
Molecule: messenger RNA, 917 nt
Organism: Sabethes cyaneus
Lineage: Eukaryota; Metazoa; Arthropoda; Insecta; Diptera; Culicidae
Product: dnaJ homolog subfamily C member 30, mitochondrial
Exons: 1
Source: RefSeq, a predicted model, not a curated record